AUGUCGUGGUUCACCUCUCUGUUCACCUCUUCGAAAGCCUCCUCCCCAUUGCCUGCUGCCCAUUCCGCGUCAGAUGAAAAGCGCUUGCUCGAAGAGGCUGCAGUUAACCCAGAACCAAUACUCGAAGCUCCUAAGCCAGCCAAUCCGCAGCUACCACAGACCGAACGGCCGAAUAGAAACAAAGUCAUAUUCGGUGCUGGAGUCGCAUUCUUCGCAUUCUCCGUCUUGAUCACGCGCAGGUCUUUCGCGCGGAAGCGAUUAGCUACAAGCCCUGCCUUCUAUGCGAAUGCUCCUGCGCACCAAGCAGAACAAUCCACCAAGGUCAGCGGUGCCAUGGAGGCCAUGGAGGCACUGAACCUUGCAACCAUCAAUGUCCUCAGUCUCGCUAUGAUGGCUACUGGAGGAACGAUGUGGUACCUGAACAUCAACAGCAUGCAGGACGCAAGAAAAGUGCUUAGGGGUGGGCUCGGUGUUGAUGGCACGGGCAAAACGGAAAAGGAUGCCGAAGAAGAGUUCGAGGAGUGGAUGGCCACUGUUCUGGCGCGAAAAGAAGUAAAGGGCGCACGGCCAUCGGAGACGAACGAGAGGGGACAGGAAAGGUGA
This is a messenger RNA of Capronia epimyces CBS 606.96, 603 nucleotides long. RefSeq lists its product as uncharacterized. Lineage: Eukaryota; Fungi; Ascomycota; Eurotiomycetes; Chaetothyriales; Herpotrichiellaceae. The coding region runs from base 1 to 603 and encodes 200 amino acids. The transcript has a single exon. Gene Ontology annotation, cellular component: mitochondrion. The record is from RefSeq and is a predicted model, not a curated record.